AAAAAAAUAACAAAACAAGGAAGUGUAACAAAAGUGCAAGCAGGGGAUACAUUGUAUCUGCGCAGCUAAACAUAUAAAAGCAGCAGGGAUCGGUCGUCUCUCCGGCUGCUGGAUCCGGUUGCAGAUUGAAGAAUGGGGUUUGCCGAAGAACAAUUCUUGAAAUAUCUGCGGAAAAACAUAUCAGACUUGGAAAAUUUAGAGUUGGUUGAGAUGUUGAUGUAUCUGCCUUGUCUGACCACCGCUACGCAGGAAAGAUUAAGGCAACAAGUAAUGUUGAAUGGCAAUCAGAACACUGUGUGGAAUUUUAUUAAUGACCUGAGAAAGAGGAGUAACUGGGUGGAAGAAUUCAUAGAGGCUCUCAGGAAGUGCGACCAUGGAACACUUGCACAAAGAUAUCAAGAAGAAUAUUCUCGAUUCCUCCUCCCAAGAUCUCCACAGGCACCUCAGGUUUCUCAACCAGCAAACCAUCAACCACCAGUAAGUCCUGCCAAUUAUCACCAACAGCCCCAUCUUGACCCUCGGAAUUCACCAAACACAUCAAACAUACAACCCGAGUCCAACCGUUCGCCACCAUCGUAUUCAGAGGUUUUAAAGUCUAAUAUUCGUGUCCAGACAUCAACUUUGUCUCAAGAGCUUCCAAGAUCCUUUCUUCAGACACAACCUGGACUCCAUCACCCCUUCCCAUCACUGGAGCCCAGUGGUCAACCCAUGUCUCCCGAAGAUGUAGUACAAGUUGAGAUCUACGAUGAAGCAAAGCUUCCAAUCCCUGAAACCUCUCCCGCACAGAGUACAAGCCAGAAGAACGUCAGUAAUUCAUCAAAUGAGGUGUCGGAGGAGCUACAUCAAAACUCCAAUGAUCACAGAGACAAUGUCCUGGCUUCAGGACAAAUAUCGCUUAACCCAAUGACUUACCAUGAGGGUAGCACUACAAUGACACGGCCAUCAACUUCCCGGGACGGUCAUCAUGAUAACAGCACAUCUCAAGCUCAGCAACCAAAAAUCCAACAAGCCAAUAACCCGAUCACUCACCUUGGACUCCCCAUGCCACCAGCUCAUACCCUUAUGACUUCUUCAGAAUCUAGUCUUACCAGUACCCAGCCAACCCCUAGAGAAAUGACUACCACCUUCCCACCAGCACCACCUCUAAUCACUCACUACAAAAGCAAGGGAAGUUCUCCGCCAUUACUGACACACAUCACGCAACCUCAUCAAAGCCACACCAGCAACCAAUCACCACCUAACCAGACCACUCACACUAACCACAAACCAGAUGUUACCCAGCUUCCUCCCACCCAGACCACUUUUCCUAACCAAAAACAUACUGGCACUCCUCCAUCAACCACCCAGACUACUCACCCUAAGCAAAGCCAUGCCAUCGUUCAACCAUCAACUACCCACUUAAAUUACCUGGACCCCAAGCAGACCAGCACUUCAUCAACUGCACAGAUAAUUCACACUGACCCAAAGCAGACCAGCACUCAACCAUCAACUGCACAGAUAAUUCACACUGACCCCAAGGAGACCGGCACUCAACCAUCAACUGCACAGAUAAUUCACAAUGACCCCAAGCAGGCCAGCACUCAACCAUCAACUGCACAAAUAAUUCACGCUGUCCCCAAGCAGACCGGGACUCAACCAUCAACUGCACAGAUAAUUCACACUGACCCCAAGGAGACCGGCACUCAACCAUCAACUGCACAGAUAAUUCACACUGACCCCAAGCAGACCGGCACUCAACCAUCAACUGCACAAAUAAUUCACACUGACCCCAAGCAGACCGGCACUCAACCAUCAACUGCACAAAUAAUUCACACUGACCCCAAGCAGACCGGCACUCAACCAUCAACUGCACAGAUAAUUCACGCUGACCCCAAGCAGACCGGGACUCAACCAUCAACUGCACAGAUAAUUCACACUGACCCCAAGGAGACCGGCACUCAACCAUCAACUGCACAGAUAAUUCACACUGACCCCAAGGAGACCGGCACUCAACCAUCAUCUAACCAGAAAACUCACCUUGAGCCUAGCCAGGCCAGCACUCAGCUGCCACCUGAACUGAAUAUUCACGGUGAGAACAGCCGAGCAGCUACCCAGCCACAACCCUCCCCGUCGGCUUAUCCACGCAACAGCCUUAACAACGCUACCAGAGAAAGCAACAUUUUAAGGGUCGGCCCCCAAGGAACUCGCGUUGCUGUGAUCGCCUCGGUGCGACCGAUGCAAGGCAACGAAAGCGAAGAUGAGAACGAUCUAUCCAAGCCGGGGGUCCUGCGCUCGACCGUGGAUAACGUGCGCCUUGAAGCAGAUGAUCCCGACGGCCUAUCGCUAGUAAACGAUUCCUUGAAGAUAAGCGAGUCCAUGGUCCCCGGUGAGAACCGACCUUUGAAUUCUAAUGUUGACAGGAGAACGGGAGAACUUUCGUCGCCGCGUGGCCCCGGGCAUAAAGAUGGGUCGCAGGCGGUGAACGCCGCGGUUGUGGAUGAUCCAGAUGGUGCACGUCCAGAAGACGCCGAAUUACUGUUUAAUAAUUCACCGGGUCAUAGAACGGAAUACGCCGGACCCCUGGGCCCUUAUGGGUCACAACAACCUGAAGAGUCCAGUUUCUAUGACACCAGGAGUAUCACUGUGAACAUCCGCGAGGAGCCCACCGUUGAUCUGACGUCGGGGAAUCUUAUACCGCGUCGCCGGCACUCGGGUGGUCAGCUCGUCGAGGAAAACCGUGCCGACAGCGAGACCUGGAAGAGUACCAAAGCGCGGAAGGAAAAUAAUAAUAAUAAUAAUAAUAAUAACCUGCUACUCACCGGCCUUCUCGCCGCCGUUAUUUCUGCCGCGCUGAUUGUAUUAUGGAGAAAAAGGAAUUCGGUGUGAUCCAAAAACAUUAUUUGUUUAAAGAAAACACACAUUUAUAUAUAUAUUCCACCGAAAAACACGAUUCUCUCACCGUUACAUGGAAAUAUAAGUAAGUUGGACGGCAAAAAAUAAAUGUUAAUUUUCCACUGA
Molecule: messenger RNA, 2997 nt
Organism: Spea bombifrons (plains spadefoot toad)
Lineage: Eukaryota; Metazoa; Chordata; Amphibia; Anura; Pelobatidae
Gene: MAVS
Product: mitochondrial antiviral signaling protein
Exons: 6
Coding region: 133-2865 (910 amino acids)
Source: RefSeq, a predicted model, not a curated record